Messenger RNA from Leptosomus discolor (cuckoo roller), 1294 nucleotides. It is a transcript of the gene DRD3, whose product is annotated as dopamine receptor D3. NCBI's taxonomy places the organism in Eukaryota, Metazoa, Chordata, Aves, Leptosomiformes, Leptosomidae. Gene Ontology annotation, cellular component: plasma membrane. Gene Ontology annotation, molecular function: dopamine neurotransmitter receptor activity, coupled via Gi/Go; G protein-coupled receptor activity. The record is from RefSeq and is a predicted model, not a curated record. Gene Ontology annotation, biological process: phospholipase C-activating dopamine receptor signaling pathway; negative regulation of synaptic transmission, glutamatergic; negative regulation of adenylate cyclase activity.
CCAUGGCCCUCUUCACAAGAACCAGCAGUCAUCCUAACACCACCGACCCCAUUCCCUGUAGGGCAGACAACACUACAGAGCCUAACCUGCCACACUCACAUACCUACUAUGCUCUCUGCUACUGCAUCUUGAUUUUGGCCAUCAUCUUUGGGAAUGUGCUAGUCUGCUUAGCCGUGCUGAGGGAACGCACCUUGCAAACCACAACGAACUACCUUGUGGUGAGCCUGGCGGUGGCGGACUUGCUGGUGGCUACUUUGGUGAUGCCAUGGAUGGUGUACCUGGAGGUGACCGGAGGAGUCUGGACUUUCAGCCGCAUCUGCUGUGAUAUCUUCGUCACCAUGGAUGUAAUGAUGUGCACGGCCAGCAUUUUAAACCUCUGCGCUAUCAGCAUUGACAGAUACACUGCAGUGGUGAAACCAGUUCAGUACCAGUACAGCACUGGGCAGAGCUCCUGCAGGAGGGUCUCUCUUAUGAUCGUGAUAGUCUGGAUGCUGGCGUUCGCAGUGUCGUGCCCUCUCCUCUUUGGCUUCAAUACUACAGCGGAUCCCAGUAUUUGUUCCAUAUCCAAUCCUAGUUUCAUCAUCUACUCCUCUCUGGUGUCCUUCUACCUCCCCUUCAUGGUGACCCUGCUGCUCUAUGUCCGGAUUUACCUCGUGCUAAGACAAAGACAAAAGAAGCGAACCCUCACCCGGCAGGGCAGCCACAGCGCCAGCACCAAACCGUGUUAUGCACACAAAGAACGUAUGGAGAGAAAAGCUUUGCCGAACAGAUGCCAAGGCACCUUUUCCCCCUGUCUCCCACUCACAUGCUCAGGCCAGGAGAUGUCUACCAAAAGGAAGUUGCUGACUGUCUUCAGCCUGCAGCGGUACCGCAGCUUCUGCCACGAGACAUCCCUUACUAAGGCACCGGGGACUACACAACACAGCAGGCUGGAAGAGAGGAGAAAGAGUAUGAAGCCAGGACUGGAGGUACGGAGGCUCAGUGAUGGCAAAACCAUCAGCUCUUUGAAGCUAGCGCACCAGCAGCCCCGGCUGAUCCAGCUUCGGGAGAGGAAGGCUACACAGAUGCUAGCUAUUGUCCUGGGGACAUUCAUCAUCUGCUGGCUGCCCUUCUUCUUGAUUCACAUCCUCAACGCCCACUGCCCGUCCUGUCGUGUGCCCCCAAGGCUUUACAGUGCCAGCACCUGGCUUGGCUACGUGAACAGCGCCCUCAACCCCAUCAUCUACACAACCUUCAACACCGACUUCCGCAAAGCCUUCCUCAAGAUCCUCUGCUGCUGACCACGGGGCCAGCA